AAAAAAAAAUUCUUGUAUAAACCUAUGUUUUUUUAACUUUCUCAGGUUUGUGAAAUAUCAUUCUCUGAUCCCACAGGAGGAACAGAUGGGUUGUCCUUGUACAAAAUAUGGUAUCCACCUGCACUUCAUUAGAGAGCUGUAUUUUUGUACAUGCCACACCACAAGAUCACCAUGAUGACAUAGCAGCUUCAGAGAACAGCGUGACUAGGGCUUUUUUUUUUUCCCCUCUUGUUACACAGAGGAUCUGGCAGACUUUUACCUCCUGACACUGUUUAGAGCAUAUAUUGGUCGAUACAGUCUCCUAUUGCAUCUGCUCUGGGAAUUAAGGAAAGCAGCUUGAAGGCAGUAAGGAACAAGACACGUUAGAAAGAUGACUUUAAACUCCCUACCUGUCUUUCUGCUGUUGAUUAGUGGCAUUUUUUGCCAAUAUGAAUACGGUCCUGGAGAUGAUUAUGGCUAUGACCCUUUUGGGCCAUCUGCAGCAGUCUGUGCCCCAGAAUGUAAUUGUCCUUUAAGCUACCCUACUGCCAUGUAUUGUGACAAUCUUAAGCUGAAAAAAAUUCCAAUUGUACCAAGUGGAAUAAAAUACCUCUAUCUUCGAAACAAUAUGAUUGAAGGAAUUGAAGAGAACGCAUUUGACAAUGUAACAGACCUACAGUGGUUGAUCCUAGAUCACAACCAUUUGGAAAACUCAAAAAUUAAGGGAAGAGUCUUCUCUAAACUAAAGAACCUGAAGAAACUUCACAUUAACUACAACAAUUUGACUGAAGCUGUUGGACCACUUCCCAAAACACUCGAUGACCUGCAAUUAAGUCACAACAAGAUCACAAAAGUCAGUCCUGGUUCAUUUGAGGGGCUGAUGAAUCUGACUGUCAUUCACCUCCAGAACAACCAGCUGAAAGCAGAUUCUAUUUCUGGGGCUUUUAAAGGCCUGAAUUCACUUUUGUAUCUUGACUUAAGCUUCAAUCAACUUACAAAGCUCCCAACAGGACUGCCUCACUCCUUGCUCAUGCUGUACUUUGAUAAUAACCAAAUUUCCAAUAUUCCCGAUGAGUACUUCCAAGGUUUUAAAGCCCUGCAAUAUUUACGUUUAUCCCACAAUAAAUUAACAGAUUCUGGAAUACCAGGUAAUGUCUUCAACAUCACAUCUCUAGUUGAGUUGGAUCUCUCCUUCAAUCAGCUGAAGAGCAUUCCAACUGUCAGUGAGAACCUGGAAAACUUCUACCUCCAAGUCAACAAAAUUAACAAGUUCCCACUGAGCAGCUUCUGUAAGGUGGUUGGACCAACAACCUAUUCCAAGAUCACACAUUUGCGCCUGGAUGGAAACAACCUCACCCGGGCUGACCUGCCCCAGGAGAUGUACAACUGCCUUCGGGUGGCUGCUGAGAUCUCCCUGGAGAGAUCUAAGCAGUGUGGAUUGAAAGGACACACGUGGAGUAGAAAUCCUGUAAUUGCUGCAGACGCUUUUCUCAAACUAGAACAAUACCAGCAGUAUCUCUUAGAAAUUAUCUCCAAAAUUCAGGGGGAGGAAAUUUGUAACUUUGGAUAUGAGAGAGAAAACACCAUGAUUCUAAAAGUCUAUACAAGCCUUUUGCUCUUAUUCUUGGUCAAUUCCGUGUGGACUCGAACUGUGAGACAAGUUUAUGAUGAUCUGGAUCCUGACCAUUGGUCUCACUAUACUUCUGAAUGUCCACAGGAGUGCUUUUGUCCUCCUAGUUUCCCCAAUGCAUUAUACUGUGAUAACAAAGGACUUAAAGAAAUACCUCCGAUUCCAGCAAGAAUUUGGUACCUCUAUCUUCAAAACAAUCAAAUUGAAACAAUUUCAGAGAAGCCUUUUGUGAAUGCCACUCAUUUGAGAUGGAUAAAUCUGAGCAAGAAUAAGAUCACCAACAGUGGAAUUGAAAGCGGUGUGCUGAGCAAGCUGAAAAGACUGCUUUACUUAUUCCUUGAAGAGAACGAAUUGGAAGAGGUGCCUGCCCCAUUACCAGUGGGUCUGGAACAGCUGAGACUAGCUAGAAACAAAAUCUCCAGAAUCCCAGAAGGAGUCUUUAGCCACUUGGAAAACCUUACUAUGUUAGACCUGCACCAGAACAGUUUGUUGGACAGCGCUCUUCAAAGUGACACCUUCCAAGGACUCAACAACCUUAUGCAACUCAACAUAGCAAAAAAUUCACUCAAGAAAAUGCCUUUAAGCAUUCCAGCUAAUACACUCCAGCUCUUUUUGGACAACAACUCCAUCGAAGUUAUACCAGAAAACUACUUCAGUGCAAUACCCAAAGUGACUUUCCUUAGGCUGAACUACAAUAAAUUAUCUGAUGAUGGUAUCCCUCCAAAUGGGUUUAACGUUUCAUCUAUUCUAGACCUACAGCUGUCUCACAAUCAGCUCACUAAAGUUCCACCAAUCAAUGCUCACCUUGAGCACCUUCAUCUUGAUCACAACAAAAUCAAAAGUGUCAAUGGUACUCAGAUAUGCCCAGUUUCCAUUGCCCUAGAAGAAGAUUAUGGUUAUUAUGGCAACAUCCCUCGCCUCCGAUACCUUCGUCUGGAUGGAAAUGAAAUUCAACCUCCAAUCCCAUUGGACAUCAUGAUUUGUUUCCGACUACUUCAAGCUGUUGUCAUAUAAAGAUAUUGCAGUGGUACUCUUGUACUGUGAGAAUGCUAAGAUACAAGUUUUGCUGGAAUGAAACUUG
This is a messenger RNA of Parus major (Great Tit), 2690 nucleotides long. Its product is annotated as LRR receptor-like serine/threonine-protein kinase FLS2. The record is from RefSeq and is a predicted model, not a curated record. Lineage: Eukaryota; Metazoa; Chordata; Aves; Passeriformes; Paridae. Gene Ontology annotation, molecular function: protein binding. The coding region runs from base 371 to 2623 and encodes 750 amino acids. The transcript has 8 exons.